This is a messenger RNA of Girardinichthys multiradiatus, 3300 nucleotides long. It is a transcript of the gene ncln, whose product is annotated as nicalin. Gene Ontology annotation, biological process: regulation of signal transduction. Lineage: Eukaryota; Metazoa; Chordata; Actinopteri; Cyprinodontiformes; Goodeidae. Gene Ontology annotation, cellular component: endoplasmic reticulum membrane. The record is from RefSeq and is a predicted model, not a curated record. The transcript is spliced from 15 exons. The coding region runs from base 106 to 1839 and encodes 577 amino acids.
CAAUUUUGUGCCUGAUCAAAAUUCCUUGCCGAUAACCGUCAGUGGCUGAGAGCGUUGACAGCUGAACAUUUAGUCCUCUGCUCUACACCGACUGCCAUCGCCAAAAUGUUUGAGGAAGCCAGUGAAGUGUUUGACAACAUGUUUAAAUCUUCGUUUCCCCUCACCUUCAUAGUGUUUAUACCGGCGGUGCUGAUCCUGGUGUCCCCGCUCCCGGCCGAGGCGGCUCAUGAGUUCACGGUGUACCGCAUGCAGCAGUACGACCUCCAGGGACAGCCGUACGGUACCAGGAAUGCCAUCCUGAAUACAGAGGCGCGUACUGUGGAGGCGGAGGUACUAAGUCGUCGCUGUGUCAUCAUGCGUUUGGCAGAUUUCUCCUACGACAAGUACCAGAAAGCCUUGCGCCAGUCGGCAGGGGCUGUGGUCAUCAUCCUGCCCAAGAACAUGUCCGCCAUGCCGCAGGACAUAGUACAGCAGUUCAUGGAGCUGGAGCCAGAAAUGCUGGCCACCGAGACCAUCGUCCCCGUCUACUUUGCCGAGGAGGACGAUGAGCUGCUGUCCAUCUACACCCAAACGCUCACGUCUUCAUCCUCUCAGGGCUCCUUAUCUGCAGCUGAAGUACUGCUGCACACAGCCACAGCUAAUGGUUUUCAAAUGGUGACCAGUGGAGCUCAGAGCAAAGCCAUCAGUGACUGGGCUAUUACCAGUUUGGAGGGCCGUCUGACUGGAGUUGGAGGGGAGGACCUGCCCACUAUCGUGGUGGUGGCUCAUUAUGAUACUUUUGGUGUUGCUCCAUGGCUGUCGUAUGGCGCAGACUCAAACGGCAGCGGUGUGUCCAUGUUGUUGGAGCUGGCUCGUCUCUUCUCAAAGCUCUACACUUAUAAGAGGACGCACGCUGCGUACAACCUGCUGUUCUUCGUGUCUGGUGGAGGGAAGUUUAACUACCAGGGUACCAAGCGAUGGCUGGAGGACAACUUGGACCACACAGACUCCAGUUUGCUGCAGGAUAAUGUAGCCUUUGUGUUGUGCCUGGACACUCUGGGGAACGGGGACUCUCUCUACCUUCAUGUGUCCAAACCACCAAAAGAGGGAACUCCUCAGUAUUUUCUUCUCAAAGAACUGGAGACGGUGGUUGCAAGUCAACACCCUGAAGUAAAGUUCUCCAUGGUCCACAAGAAAAUCAACCUGGCCGAUGAUAUGCUGGCCUGGGAGCACGAGCGUUUCGGGAUCCGCCGGCUGCCAGCCUUCACUCUGUCCCAUCUGCCCUCACACCGCUCGGCUCAGCGCUCCAGCAUCAUGGACGUGCGGUCAGUGUCCCCCUCCUCUCGCCAUGGAGCGGGAGAUCCCCCUGCUGGACCUCAUGUAGAUGUCAGCAAGCUCAGCAGGAACGCCAAAGUGGUCGCUGAGGCCCUGGCGAGGGUCAUCUACAACCUCACAGAAAAAGGAGCUCCUGGAGACCUCCAGAUUUUCACAGAACAAAUGCAGGUCCAGGAGGAGCAUCUGUCAGCUGUAGUCAACUGGCUCACAGCGCAGCCUCGAGCUGCUCAGCUGGUGGACAAAGAUAGCAGCGUUGUCUCCACGCUGGAGUAUCACCUUAGCCGUUACCUCAAGGAUGUCAAAAGGCACUACGUCAAAGCUGACAAAAGGGAUCCAGAGUUUGUUUUCUAUGAUCAGCUGAAGCAGACUAUGAAUGCUUACAGAGUGAAGCCAGCUAUUUUUGACCUGCUGCUGGCUCUCUGCAUUGCAGCCUACUUAGGGAUGAUGUAUUUGGCCAUCCAGAACUUUGGGCUCCUUUACAGCGUUGUCAGAAGAAUCACUCAGCCCAAAGCCAAGGUCCACUGAGGCUUCCUGUUUUCAAGUCCUUACCAUACCUCCUUCCUCAAACCAGACACUAGUCGGUAAGAACGCAGAAGCUGGACCGAACUGCUGUUCUGAUCAGGACCAGAAACAUCACUUCCAUUUUCUUCACCCAGAUGCACAAACUAUGAUGUCAGAUCCUGUCUUGCUGCAGACUUUUUAUUGGUCUCACCGACCACGAUAUUCAGGAGUUGUCUUUUGAGAUGUUAAUGGUUUGGUGUAUUUUCUGUGUUGAUCCUUUUUAUUUUUCCACCUCUCGAUACUCUUUGAGCCGGACUGAUGUGUCGUGUUAGGCAGCUAGAAACUGUUCACAGUUAAGUCUUGAGUUUUCUUUUGCAAGAAAUGUGACCACAGGCCUGUUAAAGAUGCAAUUUUUUUCUAAUUUCUUUCAGUGCUGAUCUUGCGAACGCUUAAGAGAUGUUCUCCAAAAUGUCCCCUUUUUCCCCCCAAGACUUAUCAAAUUUGUAUCAAAAGGGUCAAUUACUAAGCAUUUAAUCAGUCAAAUCCAACAUGAGAUGCAUUGCCUUUAAUGUUUUGUGCCAAUUUAACCUGCAUCGUUAGCUGGUAACAGUCACUUCUCAUUUCAGCCCUGGAUUUUUGUGAAUGUAGUUCUGCUAGAAACGGAGCUGAGCUUGAACAAAAGAAACGAUCAAGAUAAUCAAGAAGAUAUUCAAAAAUGUUUUUAGCUUGUGAAUGGCUUUGAAAAACUAACAAAAAACUCAGACAUGCUGUUUACAGAAAAUAGAAAUGAUUUUGGAUCUUUUGUUGUUCCCUACUACUAUAUGUGCAAGUCUCUACAAAUAAACCAAUUGUGCAUUUCUUUCUUUAUUCUGCCAAAAAUCAAAAUUUUUCUCAUGUUUCAAUGGGAUUUCUAUGAUUUAAUUUUGCUUCUUGAAUAUUUUCCUCCCUUGAUUAAAGGGUGAUCUUUGUUCAGUCAUGUGAUGGCAGGUAACGGUAAAAUCAUGUUUUCUUACCAUAUCAGAGCAUGCCUGUGGUUGGAGUAACAGUACACACAACUCCUAAAUCACAUUUAUCAGCUGUAAAUAAUUAUUUGAUUAUUUGAAGUUUAACUUUAUUUCAAACCUGAGGGGUAUUAAAAACACUGAACGUUUUACAAAAUGGGCAGUAACCAGAUAAAUGCCCUAAAUAGUUAAUUCUACAGUGUUGCCUUUUCUGGUUUUGAGUGUUUAUCUGCUUUUUUUUUUUUUUUUUUUUCCUGUUUUCUUUGAGUUAUUGCAUGAACCAUGGUAACAAUUACAGGACUUUUUAUUUACGAACAGAUGGGAAAACUGUGGUACAAGUAAAAUCUAAUUUAUUGGAGCGGAUUGUUUUGUUUGUGCACUGAAAUGAACUUUCCUGUCCUCUGCAGCUUGGUUCCGCACAUCUGUGGCACUUGAUCUUUGCAAUGAAAAAUUGUUGUGAUUUAAAAAUAAAUGGAAAAUGGGA